Argiope bruennichi is the source of this 1104-nucleotide messenger RNA. RefSeq lists its product as uncharacterized. The coding region runs from base 1 to 1104 and encodes 367 amino acids. NCBI's taxonomy places the organism in Eukaryota, Metazoa, Arthropoda, Arachnida, Araneae, Araneidae. The record is from RefSeq and is a predicted model, not a curated record. Gene Ontology annotation, molecular function: zinc ion binding; nucleic acid binding. The transcript is spliced from 2 exons.
AUGGGUUUUUCAGACACUUUGCCACGUUUACCUAUCACUGAAGAUACUAGAUUUCUAAACUUACACACACCAAAGACCUUUCAUGAAGUUUCACCUUUCGUCGUUCAAAGAGUGAUUUCUUCAUUUAUUGGUGAUGUCAAAUCUACUAAAAAACUUCCAUCUGGGGAUCUCCUUAUUGAGACCUCAUCAAAAACACAGAUUGCUACGAUACAGAAAUUAACAAAACUUGGUGACUUCCCUGUAGAGGUAACUCCUCACAGGACACUGAAUUUUUCUCGAGGAGUCAUCUCCGAUUUAGAUCUUUUAGACUGUUCGGAGAAUGAACUCAUUCAGGAAUUGUAUUCCCAAAAAGUUUGUGCAGCUCAUCGCAUAAAAAUUAAACGCAAUGGUUCAUUCAUUCCAACAAAACAUGUCAUUCUAACUUUCAGUAGUCCGGAACUUCCGAAAUUUAUACGUGCUGGCUAUAUACAAUCUAAAGUUAAACCAUAUGUACUGAAUCCUCUGCGUUGCUUUAAAUGUCAGAGAUUCGGACAUUCCCAGGGAACUUGCCGCGGCAGCCUUCGAUGCGCCAAAUGCUCAGCUGAUGAUCAUGAAACUUCAGUUUGUAGCUCACAGACCUUCAAAUGUUUAAACUGCUCUGGGCCCCAUCCUGCUUAUUCCCAUAGAACACCCAAACCUGGCCUUACUUAUAGUGCCGCCAUAACUUCAACAUUAAAAUGUACUAGUUCUCAGACCGACUUUACAGAUAUUAAUACGUUGAAAACUUGCUCCUGUAAACAUUCUGCUCUUGAAUCAGUAAAGAGCAAUAACUCACAAAAAACUGAAAACAAUCGAAACUCAGCAUUUACUUCUAAAAAAAUUUCUCAAUCAAAAGAUUCAAAAUUUUCUGUAACUCGUUUCCCCAAAAAGAAACGAAAGAAAACAAAAUCUCCUCCAAGUGCCAAAACAUCUGACACUGAAGUCCCUCCUAAACCUCCAGAUCCUUCUGAUAUACCAAAUACUUCAGAUUCUAUUUUAUCAAUUUGUCCAUCUACAUCUGAUAUAUCUGAUGUAGAAAUGGACCAACAUCUUCCUAAUAAAUCGCCCCCAGGUGGUCAUUUGUAG